Messenger RNA from Drosophila obscura, 3821 nucleotides. RefSeq lists its product as uncharacterized. Lineage: Eukaryota; Metazoa; Arthropoda; Insecta; Diptera; Drosophilidae. The coding region runs from base 149 to 2953 and encodes 934 amino acids. The transcript is spliced from 6 exons. The record is from RefSeq and is a predicted model, not a curated record.
AGUUCACGCGGGCAAUAGAAGGCGAGAGGAGAGCUGCGCGUGUUGAAAUUUGGAGAAAACAGUUAGAUUAACAUUCAAAAAGAAUAUAAACUUUAAUUUGCAAAUCGAUUUGGUUUAUGAAGAACCGUAGGCUUUGGUGUUGUGUAUAAUGUUGGCACAGGAGAUAGCACCGACGGAAAUUGGCAAGCACGCAAACAUUAUCGGAGCUGCCCAGGAGGAUCUGGCAAACAUGGAUGUUCUCGUGUGUGGACGCUGCCUGAAGGCCUACAACUUUGUCGAGGAGUUUCAGGCGCACAAAGAAGAUGCCUGCGAGAAGGAGAAUGCAAACCUGAAGGACUCGCUGGACACAAAGCCAUCAAUCUGGGCCUUUUCAUUGUGGAAGGCCACACAGUUGCAUGCCCGCAAGGAAUCGAGUACGAGUAACUCGUGGGCCAUGUACCAGCAUUGGGUGAGGCUCGAGGAGAGCGUGAGGGAACCAUGGAUUGUGGCUGGCAAGACCAUACAGUCCUUUGGCAAGAUUGCACAUGGACAGCUGCAGGAUAUGCCAGUGCGCAUUACCAAGACGGUUGUGAAUCCCAACAACAAUAACAACACCUCUAACAGCAACAACAACACAAGCGUAUCGCCAACCAGAAAAUCGCCAGCAAAUAAGCUACCAAUCGUGUCCAACCAGCUGAAAGACAUUGAGAACGAACGGCCCAUAUCCAAGCCAGGAACCCCAACCCUACCAGCAACAACCACUGCAUCGAGUGGUAGUGCUGUCAAACCGAACAAUCGCAUAGCCACCCGUAUUGAUUCCAAGACCGAGCAGCGCACCGAAGAGGCGGUGGAAAAGAUUGUCGCCAAACGCUUCAAUCCGAGACGCAAGACUCACGAGUAUUUGGUUAAAUGGGUGGAUCGUUCGCAUAAUGAGAAUACCUGGGAGGUGAUGUCCAAUCUCGAGAGUGUGCCCUUCUUCUUGCAAAUGUUUGAGAAGCAAUUGGCGCGUCAAAAACUGACCAGAGAGAAGGGGCUGGAUGCCUUGAAGCGUCUGCAGAAUCCAGUGCCCUCAUCGAAAUCUGAUACCACAGCUCCACUCAGUCCAGCCCAGCCGCAGGCACAGGUGUCGCCCACCUCUCGACCAUCGCGCACUUCCAAAACCAAAGCCAUGGAUGCGUUCAAACAAUGGGUGAGCGAUACUGCCGGUGGCGAUGGUUCCUCAUCGCCCUCCUCGGGUAAUGACGAUGAAUCCGCCAACGAGCAGGAAUGGGCAGCCGCCUCGUCAGGUCCUGCCAAACGCAAGCUGAAUCAAACUGAUUCCAGUAUUGAGGAUACCACAGUGAAUGAGUCGGCGGAAAUGGAGGAUCUCGAAGAAGAUCUGCCCGCACACACUGUGAAGCGUUUAAAAAACGGCGGUAGCUCCGUGCAGCAGAGCAAGUCGCGUGUCCAGUCGGCUGAUAGACAGGCGACAUCCAAAAUCAAUGGAAACUCUGCUACGUCCGGAGCGGAAAGCAACAAAAUGGGCGAGAUCAUCUACACGGACGACACCACCAGCUCUGGGAUGUUUCGUAAACCCGAGAUGCCAAACACCCUGCUAUUGAAAAAAGACAAAGUAGAGUGUCCUGUACGCUAUUUGACCCGCUCGGAAAUAGCCAGCAAUAAUACAGGGGUCUUCCGCGUUGAGCACUCGGAGCCGACAGCCCCCGUCACACCAGCAGCCGCCGCACAUAAGACCAGCGCCAGUAGCGCAUCAGCCACGCCUGUGUCAGGAGGAGGCAUAGCCAAGAGAUUGAGCGUGGCACGCCCCGCACACUCCAAUUCCAGUUCGCCUGUGACUGUCAGCCAGCGUCAGCAGGUGAUAAGGCCCCCUGGUCAGGGCGGUCCAAUAACAACGACGGUGCAACGUCGCCCAUUGGGUGGCACACCACAGACACGCGCACAGCUACCGACGAGAGCACAUCCUGGCGGCCGGCCCCUGGCACGCGCUGGCCCUGGAACGCCACAGCAACGGCAUCAAGCGUCGCCAGCAGCUGCCACCAAAGUGGUCACACCGGAGCAGAAGAUCCUGCAGCUGUCCAAGUCUGGAGACUUGAAGGUCACUCGAAAGCUGGUGACCCGGGAAGAACUUAUUGCUCAGCGCCAGGCCCAGGCUCGCCAGCAACGACAUGCCCACGCCCAGCAAUCAUCCCAGUCGCAGCUACAAAAGGUGCUGGCACCAGGGCAACGGCAAAGGAUAGCGCCCAAGCCAACGCCACAGCCCACGCCCCUCCAGUUGGAACUGGAGGAGGAGUUGCACCAGCAUCAGGCCCAGUUGUGCCCCAUCACGGGCAAGCUGAUUGGCCAGGAAGAGUCGCAGCUGCAGGCCGAGCAGGAGCAGAUGCAGGAGGAACAGCGUGAACAGCUGGAGGCAGCGCAUGCGCUUUUGGGCGGUGAUCAGCAGGUGCUGACCAACGAAGACGGUUCUGCACUGCUGGUAAGAGGUGAAGACGGCACCGUCUACCAGGUGGCUGGCAAGAAUGCCGAGGGGCAGACCAUACUGGUUACCCAGGGUCCGGAUGGCGAGCAACAAUUUGCGUAUGUGGCCGCCGCUGAAGGGGACGAUCAGGAUGUGCUUUCGCUAGACCAUGCCGUGGCAGAGGCUGUCCAAGCUGGGGAACAAUCUGCUGCAGCAGCAACAUCCGAUGGCGAGGGAGUAUUUGUCUCCAUGACCGAGGAGGACCUGGCCCAACAUCGGGCAGCUGCACUCCAGCAGGAGAGUUCUGGCACCGGCACGGGAACACCGGUCACAGCUCAAAUUCACAUCACAACCUCCGACAGCGAUGGCACCGAGUCCCAAAUCCCAGCCGAAGUAGUGCAAGCGGAUCUGCCAUCACCUGGGGGCACUCGUCGCGUCGUUUUGCUGCUACAGGAUGGCACUUUUAUGAUGACUGAGAUGAACGAAGAGCAGUUCAAGACCCUCAAUAUCCCGACGUAAAAACAUGUUAAUAGUCUCUUAACCUAGCACUAGGCGUAGCCCCUAAGCCCCGAUAUACAUACUACAUAUAUAGAAUGAGAGAACACGGGCCGUUACACCUGCACGGCUUCGUUUAGGAUAGGACAUUCCCGAGAACACCCACUAAUUAAUGACAUUUGGGGACAUCCCCAGGACUAAACUGCACUUUGGUUUUGUUCCUUUUAUUCUUUUCUUUCAUAUCACGGAUUAUUUGCCAACAAUUUUUAUUGUGGUGACGAAAAACCAUUUGGGGAUUAGCCAAACGAAUAAUUAAGUCAGAAGCUAAGCUGAACGGCAACCAAUAAACAAACGACAAAAUCAUAUACAUAUAGAUAACAUUUGAUCAAUCAAUUGCGGGGGCGACUUAUUAACUAAAGGAAGGAAGGGAUCGGAUGGAAGGGAUUCUAUGAUUUUAUGCUAUUGAAACAGAACCCGACCCAGAGAUAGGCCAAGGCCAUGGUAUUCUUUUUACCAUAAUCCUUAAAAACACCCUAAUUAUAUAGUAAUUAAUUAAUUAAAUUAUAUAUAUAAAUAUAAAUGUGUAAUCGCCUGUUGGAAGGCGAAGGAGAGAGAAAAAUGCAUCGUUUUGCAUUUAAACAGGAAAAUACUCGUCUUAAGAAAUGCUAAAAUAAAAUGUAGACUAUAAUUAACAUUACGAUAGAUGUGAAUUGUAACUUCUAUAAGUCAUUUUAAAAUUUAGAAAUCUAAACAAAAUAUCAUUAUGUGUGGUUUAUUUCAUUUAUUCAUCUGAAAUUUGUGUCCAUGCUACAGAGAUCUAACAGAUAGAAAUCUCUCCGCUAAUGUUUCCAUAAAAGGAACCUCAAAUUCAAUUAAAUAAACCCCCGAUAAC